AUUUUGUGGAGCUGAAAGAUACAAGGCGAAAAAAUCUGGUCAACGCAACCGUGUUCCUUACAAAAGGAUGUUUUAUCUACCGAUUAAAGAUCGUCUGCGAAGAUUGUAUGAAUCUCAUCAAACAGCUUCACAUAUGCGGUGGCAUGCUGAACAUACAUUAGAUCCUGAGAACAUGAGUCAUCCAUCUGACGGUGAUGCAUGGAAGAAUUUUAACGAGGUUUCUAUCGCUAGAUCAUCCAUGGAGACGGAACAAAAUAAAUUUCAGGAAGAAUAAGGUUGUGACAGAUCCACCUCCUCUUCUUUUGACGGGUGAAGAGAUAUUGUGGGAGCGGAUUGAAAGCAUUCAUGGUUUGGAUAAAACCAUUGAUUGUGGUGGAAAUGGUCAUCGCAAACCAUGUGAAUACGGAGAAACACAUAAUUGGUACAAAAGAAGCAUAUUCUGGGAUUUGCCUUAUUGGAGGACUCACAAGCUUCGACAUAAUCUGGAUGUUAUGCAUAUCGAGAAGAAUUUCUUUGAUAACGUGAUCAACACGAUCAUGAAUGUCAAAGGUAAGUCGAAGGAUAAUCUAAAAUCAAGGAUGGACAUCAAAGAAAUAUGCAACCGAAAAGAGUUAGAGUUGAGCAAUCAUGGAAAAGCCGCAAUUCCGAUAUUUAGACUGUCCAAAAGUGCUAAUAUCGCACUAUUGAAGUGGUUGAAGGAAGAUGUUCAAUUCUCGGAUGGUUAUGCAUCUAACAUCGGGCGAUGUGCUGAUCUUGAUGGUGUGAAGUUAAAUGGAAUGAAGAGUCAUGAUUGUCAUGUCUUCAUGCAACGACUUCUUCCAGUUGCUCUUGCUGAACUACUCUCGCGCAAUGUCUACGAACCUUUAUGCGGUAUCAGCACAUUUUUCAGAGAUAUAUGUUCAAGAAAUCUUAAUGUUGGUGAUGUUCAGCGUAUGAAGGAUAACAUAUCGCUAAUCUUGUGUGCACUAGAAAAGGUGUUUCCGCCUUCGUUUUUCGAUGUUAUGGAGAAUUUGGCUAUACACCUACCAGAUGAAGCAAGACUUGGUGGUCCAGUGCAAUUUCGAUGGAUGUAUCCGUUUGAAAGAUUGUUUUUCCAUCUGAAAAGAAAGGUGAAAAACAAGAACAAACCGGAAGGGGCAAUCGUGAAGCAGUAUGUUAACGAAGAAAUUACGUACUUCACAAAUUUCUAUUUUGAGCCACAUAUCAAGACAAAAGCCAAAAGUUCUUCUCGGUAUGGGGAUGAAGAUGAGAUGAUGUUUCAAUUUAAUCAAGUUGAUGGUUGUGAUAUCCCGACUAUAUUCAACCAAAUAGGGAGAUUGAGUGGAAAAUCGAAAGAAAGAUGGUUAUCCGUCGAAGAAUGGCGUCAUGCCCACACAUACGUGUUGUUGAAUUGUGAUGAAAUUCGACCAAUAGAAAGAGUAUUUGACGAGGAGACAAAGAGACUUAAUCCUAAUAUGAGCGAUGAAACAUUUAUAGAUCUCAAAGAAUCAUCAUUUGCGGCAUGGUUACAAAAUUAUAAUUUUCCUAUUUGGAUACAAGAUUUGAUCCGGGGUCCAUCAAGAAUGGUGAAAUAUUGGCCAAUUAUAUUCACAAGAGGAUACACUUUCCAUACUUAUGCUCAUGAUUCAGAUCGAAAGACUUUCAACUAUGAGAUAUGUGUUAAAGGAGCAAAUUGUUGUGAUGUGGUUGAUGAGCCAGACUUUUAUGGUAUCCUCCAAGACAUCAUGGUGUUAGAACACCACGGUUAUAUUGGUUUGAAGAUGGUUAUAUUUAACUGUGAUUGGUUUGAUCCGACCAUUGGAAGGGGUAUGAGAAGAAAUGGAUCGGGCGGUUUUGAUAUCAACUUAUCCAAGAAGUAUUCAAAAUACGAUCCGUUUAUCCUAUCUUCUCAAGCGGAUCAAGUAUGUUACAUAAGUUAUCCAACGUCCAAACGACGUCGAGAUCAUUGGAGAGCUGUCAUUAAAAUUCAACCACGAGGUGUUGUUCGUGAAGAAGAAGGUUCAACCGAUAUCUCAUUUCAAGAAAGACGCAUUGAUGAUGAUAUUGGUCAACAAUUCCGUAUUACGUAUUCACAGAACGAGUAA
Messenger RNA from Tarenaya hassleriana, 2084 nucleotides. RefSeq lists its product as uncharacterized. The coding region runs from base 195 to 2084 and encodes 629 amino acids. The transcript has 5 exons. The record is from RefSeq and is a predicted model, not a curated record. Lineage: Eukaryota; Viridiplantae; Streptophyta; Magnoliopsida; Brassicales; Cleomaceae.